Hyalella azteca is the source of this 714-nucleotide messenger RNA. RefSeq names its product epithelial membrane protein 1-like. Gene Ontology annotation, cellular component: plasma membrane. The record is from RefSeq and is a predicted model, not a curated record. Lineage: Eukaryota; Metazoa; Arthropoda; Malacostraca; Amphipoda; Hyalellidae. The coding region runs from base 1 to 519 and encodes 172 amino acids. The transcript is spliced from 5 exons.
AUGCAUGAAUAUCCAGCGUUUAAGAAGUUAUUAGAAUUAAUCGAAUACUUAUUCCUUCCUCCAGACCAGUGCGCCAACAUCCAGUUGUUCCCAGAGAGUGUAAGCCGACCUGAGGCGACAGAGCUGUUAGAUCAGCAGCGAACCGUGGUCGCAUUCGCCAUCAUCAGCACCGCCAUGAUCGUGCUGGGUUUAGUCUUCUCUCUCUACACGUUCAAGUUCACACGCUACAUGUUCAAGAGGCUGGCUGCGUGUUGUCACCUCGUCGCAAGUGGUUGUACACUCACCGUGAUCGAGGUAACGAGCAGCGUGGUGAGCAUCGAAGCAAAGCACUUCCCCACGCGCCAUCCCCGCGGCACUGAGUGGCAUUACGGUUUCUCUUACAUCAUCGCCUGGUUCAGCUUCAUUCUUUUGGUAAUCGCGACGAUAACGUUUGCUGUGUGUUCCCGCAAAAGGAAAAAGAAUAAAGCGCCCGACGAAGAAUUUGCCCUCCAAGAAGAGCCUGUCAUCAUCGGCCGCUAAAAAAAGGACCAAACGCGCUCAAGAAAUUCGCUAUGCAUCCCAUUUCCAAUUGUUAAGGAAUCAAGUUACUUAAGUUCGAAAUAAUGCUUACCACACUCGAACCUGUCCGUAUCCCAAUUUAGAAACUAACUACAUCAAUAUUUAACCAAGUUCCAAUGUGGUACAAGUUUAAAAAUAAAUUUCAAGAAAACACUU